This is a messenger RNA of Lucilia cuprina (Australian sheep blowfly), 1317 nucleotides long. Its product is annotated as C3 and PZP-like alpha-2-macroglobulin domain-containing protein 8. The transcript is spliced from 3 exons. The coding region runs from base 145 to 1035 and encodes 296 amino acids. The record is from RefSeq and is a predicted model, not a curated record. NCBI's taxonomy places the organism in Eukaryota, Metazoa, Arthropoda, Insecta, Diptera, Calliphoridae.
AAAUUGUUUGCUUAAAAUCAGUCGUUUGCCGAAUAUCGUUGUGUUAAGUAGAAAAUCGAUUGAUUUCGGUAAAGAAAUAUUAUUAAAAAGGUCAAGAAGUGUUAAUUAAUUAUAAUAUAAUUUUUCUAAAAUAUAUAAAUCAAAAUGCCAAUUGAAGUAAACACUCCCGAUAAAUUGGAAUACCAAUUUUAUCCAGUAUCUGGUGGUGUUUUCACCUUUAAGGUUCGUUGUGCUAACGAUGCUCACUUGGCUCUCACAUCUCAACCUGCUGAAGCAGACCCCAUGUAUGAAAUUUUCUUGGGUGGCUGGAGCAAUUCAAAAUCGGUUAUUCGCAAAAAUCGUCAAAAGCCCGAUGUCGUUGAAGUCGCCACUGAAGGUAUUGUAAAUGCCGGCGAAUUUCGUGGCUUUUGGGUUCGCUGGUACGACAAUGUGAUAACCGUUGGUCGUGAAGGCGAAGCUGCGGCAUUUAUGUCCUAUGAAGAUCCCGGAUUGUUCCCUGUUAACUUUGUAGGCGUAUGCACCGGUUGGGGUGCCAGUGGUAACUGGCUUAUUGAUGAACCUACACCUUCUGCACCAGCUAUGGGAUUCUCAGCACCCACAGGUAGUGGUCCUGGCUGUUGGGUACCCGCUGCUAAUGGCGAAAUUCCUCCCAACUCUAUGGAAGGUGGAUUCGAUGGCAGUGAACAAUUAUACAUUGCUCGCGCCAGACACGAGGGUGAUCUGAUCCCUGGUAAACUACAUCCUUCUCAUGGUGUAUGCUACGUUGCCUGGGGAGGUGCCGAACACGGUCACAGCGAAUAUGAAGUCAUGUGCUCUGGUGGUGGUAUGUGGGUUCCAGUCUCUGAUGGCAACAUUCCUCCAAAUGCUGUUCCUGGCGGUGAAACCGCUGAAGGCGAACCAUUGUUUGUUGGACGUGCCACUCAUGAUGGUACUAUCACCGUGGGAAAAGUACAACCAUCGCAUGGCUGCUGUUACAUUCCUUAUGGUGGUGAAGAGUUGGCCUACAAAGAAUUCGAAAUCUAUGUUUCCAACUAAUAAAAUCUAAACAGCAUUUUGCACAUUGGCCAGAAGAUAGUGACACCAGCAAGUCGCACUAAUUAAUUGAUGAAGCACAAUAAAAAAAAGUUCAUUCAUUACAAUUGUUUAGAUUUAAUCUGAACUAAAACAUUGCAAUUAUUUUCUACACAUUUAUACACAUGAUAUUUUUAUAUAUGUAUAGUUUUUUUUGUUUAAAUUAUUUUUCAUUUUAAUUUAAAAAAGGAAUCUCAAAGAUUUAACAAAUUAUUGCUUUAAAUAAAUAUAAAUCAAAAAACCAAA